UGCUUACACCCACAUACACGCACGCACUGAGUGAAUGAGUGAGAUAACUUGGACGUCAAUCUUUCUCAGUUCUUGAUGACAGAUGACAGACCUCACCCCUCACCCAACUCUGAUAGUACCCUCUCAACCAUUCCCCCCCUUCUCCUCUUCUACGUCCCGGCACCACAUAAUUUCCAUAAACAUUUUUCCAUUUUGUCACAGUCACUGCUAAAUUAUGGCUAAGAGAUCAGAUUUUGCACAGAAGCUUCUUGAUGAUCUGCGCGUAAGGAAAGAACGAAUGGCUGUUACUGCAUCUCAUUCUCAAAACUCAAACCAAUCCUACCAUUUGCCUAUAGAUGCAUAUGGAUACACCAAGCAAACCUACAGAGGGUCGACAAAUACAAGAGCAAAUGAGGUUGUUAGUUCCAGAAAUGGGGAGACGGUGAAUUGGUCUAGCAGAAGGCAGAGAUCAGUAAAGAGUGCAGGAGACUUGUCAAAUCAGAUUAUCCCAUACGGGAAAGCCUUCGACAAUAAUGGAGGGAAACUAGGAAGGGCCGAUCUGUCUAUCACCAAUUCAAUUCUGGGUUUCCUUCACCAGAUUCAAAGGGAAGGAAUGGAUAGAGGAAGCAACUUGGACAGGCAACUAGCUUCAACUAGCCAUACCCUCUCUCUUGUACAGAUAAAUGAGAUAUCCAAAGGUGCACAGAAGCUAAACCACGUAUUGAGAGCUUGCUGCUCCAAUGGUGUCAACAUGGAUACAUAUUCAUUAACUUUUGCAAAGGAACUAUUACAAGGAGCUAUUGAUUUGGAAGAGUCGCUCGGAAUACUAGUGGAUCUGCAGAAAAGUUCAGAGUUUAUGAUUACCUCGCAAGCACAGAACAAAAAUCGAAUCACACUAUUAGAGGAGGAGGAGGAGGAGGAGGAGGUAGAAGAUGAGAGGAGGAGGGUGGAGAAAAUACAACUGGCACGUCCAACUUUCUCGGUUGACAACAAGAUGCAGAGAGCAAUUACAAUCACCAACUCUAAGGAAACCAAAAAGAUAAAAGAUUCUCAGCGGAAGCGAACAUCAACUAACACUGGCAGAGCUGCCGACAUUUCAAACCAGAUGGCCGACAAGGGAAGGAUUCCAAACGUAAUAGCCAAACUAAUGGGACUGGACAACCUUCCUGAGAAGAAGGUUUCUGGUAAUUGUAAUACUGCAUCAUCCAAACACUCUGCCAAAGGAAGCAGCAGCACCACACUGAAGAGCAAACAAACAGACAAUUUGAUCAAAAACCAAAAAGUGGCUGUUGGAUCCUUCAAAACCAUGAUGUUUGGUGGUCCAGAUAAAAAUUUGGUCCUCCAAAACCAAAAGUCUGCCUAUUACUCUGAAUCUGAGGUGGUUGGAAUAAAAGCAUUGAAGGGCUUUGACAAGGCCAGCAUCAUCAACUAUUCUGCUCGUCAAAAUUAUGUUGAGGUGCUGAUGGGAAGGAAACAGGAUCACCCACAUAACAGUGGCACAGUAAAGGACAGAAGCAUAAAUGGCAAUGAUCCAUUUCAUAAUCUAAAUAACAUGCACGAAAGAAGAUCACAAGUUAAACCUGCCAUUCAAAUUGCAAAAGAAGGACAAACAAUCACAGACAAGCAUAUUAAGAUGAGCAAUGAAAAGAAGUCUCGGGACCAUAUCGUGGUUCAAAAGUCAAUUAUCUCCAAAGACGGAGGGAGAGAAAUGACACCCAGGAAUUCAUCAAAACAAUCCACCAUUAAUCUUCAGAAGAAGAAGAAGCAAUCAUUCAUAAACCAACCCACACCGUUCAAGAUAUCACGUGGUGAUCUAGAUAUAGUCGCAUCUAAUGAGAAAGUAAAAGAAAUUAUUAAAAGAAAGAAGUCCUCCCCAAGAUAUCAAGAAUUUCAACGAGCUAAUGGAACACAAACACUAAAAGAUCAUAAAUUCAUGGACAGCAAGAAAAUAAAGCCUGAAAAGAUUGAACAAAUGUUGAGUAGAAGAAAUGAACAAGAAGCUAGUGGUAGAGCAUCUGGAAAAUUGAAUGUCUUAAAUGGAGCAGACCAAAAAAGGUUUAGCAUAUUCACAGAACAUGAACUGCUUCCUACUUCUACGUUGUACAAUUCUGGCAAGAGUGAAGAUUUACAAGAAUCGGCCAAUGAUUUGCAAUACCAAGCUGUGCAACCGAUAGGAACCAAUUUGCAAGAUCAAGCUGUUCCUGAGGCAGCACAUGAGGGAUUCAAGACCAGUGAAGUUGCAUACCAUAAAAGAAAAACAAUUGGAGUUCAGGAAGGCAGAAUGGGUGUGAAACAACAAAAUCAAAAUAUGAGCAUCCAACAACCACUAACAGAAAGUGAAAACCACCUCAAGUGGAUUUUGGUCACGAGUCAAUUAUUCGUCAACACUGCAGAAGCACUUUUCAGACUAAACAUCCCGUUCGGUAUUCUUCAAGGUAAUCAUCAAGACAGUCAAGACCAACGUAGCAAGCUGAUAUUAGAUUGCGGCUAUGAAGUGAUGAAAAGAAAGGGGAUACGGCAGGAACUCAAAGUUCAUACUUGUUCAAAAAUAUCAUCAAUCACUAGUACUGUUAACUUGAUAAGAUCUCUAGAUGACUUGGUUAAGAAGCUGAACGAGGACAUGGAGAAGAUUAAAUUCUACGGAAGGAAAAAGAGUAGCAAAGUUGAUGUUGAGGACUACCUGCCUAAGAUGCUUGAGCAUGAUAUCUAUGAAAAAUGGCCUGACAUAGAUUGCAUGUGGGAUUUAGGUUGGAAUGAUGAGACAUCUGCAUUUAUCGAAAAAUAUGAUGUUAUAAGGGAUACAGAAAAGCAUAUCCUUAGUAUACUUCUGGAUGAGAUCGCCAAAGAAUAUUGCACAUUCAAGGAGCGCUGAUUGAAUAUGACAACCAUACUAUGAAAGUUUUUUAUGUUAUUUGCAAUACAAUUUUGUUGGUUGUAAGUUUGUAACUGGUGAGGAGUUCUGAACAGCAAGUUUUCAUUAGAAAGAAGAGUUUCCUCCUUUAUUAAGUUACUAUAAAACUUUAACAUGGAGUAAAAUCUUUUAAAUUGAGUACAUUUCUUAUAAAAUGAUUUAUCGACAUUACUUUCUCA
Medicago truncatula (barrel medic) is the source of this 3069-nucleotide messenger RNA. RefSeq lists its product as uncharacterized. NCBI's taxonomy places the organism in Eukaryota, Viridiplantae, Streptophyta, Magnoliopsida, Fabales, Fabaceae. The transcript has 5 exons. The coding region runs from base 215 to 2851 and encodes 878 amino acids. The record is from RefSeq and is a predicted model, not a curated record.